UUGUCAGAGUUAGGAGACACAAAAAGCAAAUCUUGUCCCAGCAUAUUACUAAAACAGCUACUUAAACCGGAGAUACUCAAGCAAACUACCAAGAUGUCAAGCUACACAGUUGUUAUGAUAAGACAUGGAGAGAGUACUUACAACAAGGAGAACAGAUUCUGUGGGUGGCAUGAUGCAGAUCUUUCAGAAAAGGGCGUAGAAGAAGCAAAGAUUGCAGGGAAGACUUUAAAAGAAAAGGGCUUCAAGUUUGACAUUGCAUUCACUAGCGUACUGAAGCGUGCCAUAAAAACUCUUAACUUGACUCUGGAAGAGCUAGACCUUGACUGGAUACCUGUUGUGAAACAUUGGAGGCUCAACGAGCGCAUGUAUGGAGGCCUACAAGAUCUGAACAAGUCAGAAACUGCAACCAAACAUGGUGAAGAACAAGUCAAGAUCUGGAGGAGAUCCUAUGCAAUUCCACCACCUUCCUUAGAGGUAUCUGAUCCCCGAUGGCCAGGUCAUGAUGCAAGAUACGCUGACCUAGACAAGAAUGUUAUCCCAAGAGCUGAGUGCCUCAAGGACACCGUAGAGCGUGCACUACCAUUCUGGUAUGAUCAGAUCGUCCCUGCCAUCAAAAAUGGCAAGAGAGUAAUCAUAUCUGCUCAUGGUAACAGCCUCAGAGCCAUGGUGAAGUACUUAGAUGAUAUAUCUGAUGAUGAAAUUGUGGGCAAGAAUAUACCAACAGGUAUUCCACUUGUGUAUGAGCUUAAUGGUGAUCUCAAGCCAAUCAAAAGCUACUACCUGGCUGAUGAAGCUGCUGUCAAAGCCGCCAUGGACAAGGUCGCCUCUCAAGGCAAAGCCAAAUAGAUGGCUCUUACAGCAUUGAUAAACAAUAGUGUGAUGUGACCCUCCCAACGUUGAUAAGCAUGAGCAUUAUGGAACGUUUAACAGCUUGGUUUUAGUUAUGGUAUUUUGGAUUUCAAGUUGACUGGACAAUCAAAGUUGUGGCCAAUUCUGACUAUAACAAUGCACAGUUUAAUGCACAUAUGUUCACGUAUACAUAUUACAAUUCAUGUGUUACACCCAUGCUCAUGUCUGCUAGAAUCCCAUCUGCACAUCGAAAUACUAAAACACCAAAUGACAGACUGUUCGAUAACUCGACUAUCUUUGCCAAAUUUUCAAUGCCAUACUUGUUUACCUGUAUAGUGUAAUAAAAGUACAUAUGUAUAGAAAUGGGAUUAUGUUCAAACACAUACCAAGAGGUGAUACAUCUAUACAAAAAAUAUGGAGUAGUAGUAGCUGAUAGUCUGAAUAUGGUAGAUAAUGUCUGCAUGUACAUAAUAUAAUAUCAUCAAUGAUAUCAUUUUUGGAGGAUUUCCAAUCCUGCUUAAAGAAACCUUGUCUAGAGAUUGUAGAAUAAGUACAUAAUUUCAGACUAUAAAAUAGUUGCAAGCUAUAAUCCGAACAAAACAUUUCAGUGUAUUUUGUAAGCAUUUAUUCAUGUUAUUACAAUAUUAUUUAUUUGUUUUAUUCACAUGAUAUGAUCUGAUAUUGUCAUUAGGAUUUAAUAAACAUGAGGAUUUCUGCAAACUUAUUGUUCAGAAAUUCAGCUAAAAUGA
Owenia fusiformis is the source of this 1598-nucleotide messenger RNA. NCBI's taxonomy places the organism in Eukaryota, Metazoa, Annelida, Polychaeta, Sabellida, Oweniidae. The record is from the annotation of a GenBank genome assembly.